AUGACUACUCCUCCUCACGUCGAUCCAUCCACCAGCACUGGUGAGAUUUCUCGCCAGAUCUCUCCUUCCCACGUCGAUCCAGUCGACACCAUCACCACCAACAUGCCUGAUGCUCAGGUCGAUGCCCAGCCCGUCAACAGUGAAGAAUCUCUCGAGAUCGCCAACUUCCAGGACGAUGUCCAGCCCGGAACUAUCCAGAACGACAUGGAUGACGAGGAAGUCCAGGUCGAUUCUGCCCCCGACACCACCGAUGACGAGAACCGUGACGAUGAGAGCAGUGAGGAUGAAACUCCUCUUGUCGCUCCUUCGCCUGUCGCAUACCUUUCCAACCAGCAGCGCGCUGACUUGAACUACCGUGGCAAGCGCCAGGCCAACACUCUGAUCGACAGGAUCAUUGCCAACUGGGAGCCCGCGUCGAUUGGCGGCACAGUCUCGACCUGGACCCGCAGUCCCAGAGGUAACCAGAGUGUCGCUGCCUCCAACCAAGGUCUCAUCGACAUCCUGGAAUUGCAGGGAAGAUUCGUUAACGAGGGCGUCAACAAAGGCGGAAGAAUCUUCAAGAAGGUUGACAGACAUGGCAAGGCUCUGAAGAUCGACGUGAUGAAGGGUAAGAAGGGUCACAAGAAGAGAGUCCGUGUCACCAGUACUUGCUCUGUCAUCGACUCGGCUCGGGAUGCAUUCGAAGCUGUCUACGACCUCAAGAAUUCUGAGCAUGACGUCGAUCAGGGCACCAAGAAGACCCGCGCCGUCCUCAGCAGUUCUGAGUAUGAGGUCGAUCAGGGCAUCAAGAAGACCCGCGCCAUCCUGAAGCGCUACGUCGAUGGCCCUCGCAAGAGAGUCAAGGGAAACAAGGGAAAGAAGAAGGUUCAGGACGAUGAGGACGAGGACGAAGGCAGUGGAGAAGACAUCACCUGUGUCGGUAUCGACAAGACUCUCAAGAAGGACGAUGAGGAUGACAACGACGACCCUGAGGGUAACGGCGGCGGCGUCUUCGACUUCGUUCCUAGCGGUAUCACCGCCUAA
Molecule: messenger RNA, 1023 nt
Organism: Aureobasidium namibiae CBS 147.97
Lineage: Eukaryota; Fungi; Ascomycota; Dothideomycetes; Dothideales; Saccotheciaceae
Exons: 1
Coding region: 1-1023 (340 amino acids)
Source: RefSeq, a predicted model, not a curated record